AUCUGUGCAGUCUGCAGAGCAGAAAAUUCUUAGUAGAGUCUCAUACUUUCCAGUUUGUUAUUGCAUGUCUUGUAUCACUUUUCUUGCUGUCUUUGAGGAGCCCUGGAGUUCUGACAGCCCUCUCAGGUUUGUCCUUAACUUCCUUAUUCAAAACUUUGCCUGAGAUCAGGAUCUUGGAUUACGUUUUUCUCACUUUCAUAAUUAAUACCAGGACUACGUCUUUUGUAAGUAUUUUGAACGUAAGUUUAAGGUAGAUUCAGAAUGCCUCGCCCACAGGAUUUUUUUCAUUCAAAGACAGAAGUGAUUAUCAGACUAUGACAGGACACAACUGAAGAUCCUGCUGGUUUCCAUGGAAGCCCCUUGGUUUGUAAUAGCUGGAAUAGCAGACGGUUCUACAAACAGCUUGUGAAGUGCUCGUGUGGGGGAGUGGGUAUGGGGAGCAAGAAACUUGAUUGCCUCUUAUUUGUGCAUUAGUAUCAUUCUCCUGUGAAAUUCAUUAUUGCUUAUCUCAAACCAAACUCCCACAGAUCCACUAAACAAAAGCAUGUCUUGGUGCCUCUGAGUGCCAUUCUUUCAAAACUAAAUGUUAGACCAUCUGCAGUCCUCUUAAGCUGUUGAUGAUGGUACUCCUGGGAUGGCUGCCCCGCUGACAGAAAAUACCAGUUCUCUAUUCAGAAAAAUAGGAAUGCCAGAGUGGAUGAAUUGCAAUUCUAACAAAAUAAUGUGGAUUAUAGAUUUGUAAAUCCCCUACAAUCUAUGAUUUAUAAUUCCCCCAAACACUUAAAAAUUUAUUGAGCAGAAGGGUAAAGUGCAUACAAGCAGGAAAAUACUUUUAUCGUUUUAGACCUGAAUUCAUACUGAAAGUUUGAGCCUAAACAGUUACAAUAUUUAUCGAACACUGGGUUUGCCAGCAGAUCUGCAUGUAAGCAUGUUGGAAGCUGGCACCAGCAACAGUCAUUCUGACUAGAUGUGCCUUAACAUGAUCUUGAAAUUACAGGCACACUCCGGCAUAGUAAUGAGAUGCAGUCUGGCAGGCAUACUUCCCUUAAAGAGACAUUGUCUUGGUGCACAGAUGUGAAAAUAGGAGAGAAAAUUUUAGAACCUGGGUUUUCAACAUGCCAUAUGGAGCUUUUGGGUUUUUUUUUUGCUCUUCCCUAAAUGAAAACAAGGAAUCUGUAACAGCACUUGAAGCGAGAUGUGGCUGCAGUGGGUGUACUGACGGGUGGAGGUGGAAAGUAAUGCUUCCUCCAGCAAGAGUCCUGGGGUAUGUUAGAGCACUCUUACCUGUCUCCUGCAGUAUGAGCUUGAUUCAUCAUUAGUCUUCACUGAAUUGAAUUCUAUUUGGGGAUGCUUCAUGUGUGUCGUUUGAGCUCGCAAAUAAGGAAUGACAGUGUUUAUAAAGAUUGUGCUGCAGGCGGCUUAAAAAUCAUUUAGGAAAGCAAUUGUCUUUGGUUUCCUACAGACAGGCGUCAUCUCUGCAAAUAGCAAGGGAAUGGGAAGCUGAGGUAAAGGAGAGUAUCUUGUUAGUGCAUAUAUAAGCUGUGACAAAAGUGAUUUGGAUUAAAUGUAUGCUUCCUUCCUUAAAGGUGGAAGGGGUCUGCUUUUGAUCUGAGGAGGUGGAUAGGUAGCAUGAACAGUAUUUCUGCUGGUUUGGGGACAAAGAAAAAUACGGAUUUCCUGUACAAAACAGAGUUUUGAAGAAGUCACAAUACUCUCAAAUAGGUGAACCAAACACCUCUCCCAGCGUUUUAUGUAAGUUAAUCAGGGUGGAGAAAACAAGUUCUGAGUUUUGACAGUGAAGUUACAUGUGGAGACUUGGCUGUAGCGAUGGCUUGACUGGUAAUUUAUAGCAAACAGCGAAGGAGGCAGUGCCUCUCCACAGCCCGAAGAACACUGCCUUUUCGUUGGGCUCUCUCUACUAACAGGCAUGACUCUGCUCUCCCAUCUUCCCGUCCUCCUGAGGCUGUUGGAUCUACCUCACUGCAAAUCUGUAAGAACAUACAUUGUGCGAUCGAGGCUUCUUGUUCUUUUUUUACCUUAUUUUUAAUGUGCGGAUCAGAGAAGUUAUUCUAUGGGAAACUGCCAAGAGAACACAAGUGUUUUUUCCAAACCCCUUUGAACACCUUUUGUAAGGAGUGAGUGACUGAAAUGUUAGUUCCUUCCAGUAACUGUUAAAUGUCCCUGCUAAGCAUUGCAGAGGUGAGCAGAGUUGUCAGGUGAUACAUUUAGUGAACAUGGAGCAAAAUCUUCUCUACAGUGGAAAAAUUUGCAUGUUGUUAUCACAUCUUCAAAUACGAAGAGGUUUGGCAAUGCUGAACUGUUAAAGGACAGUCAAACUUCAGUGAGCUUUUAGGUGAAAAUAUUUUAGAUGUACAAUCAGAUGAAUCCAGUUCUUUAAACCUCAUCAUUGAGAACUGCAGAGCCAGCUUCAGAAUGUCACUAAUAAACACCCCUCUGUAGCAGAGAAAAUCUCUUAAAUUAUUACUGGUAUGUCACAUUGUUGCUGACUUGUUUCCCCUGUCGCUUACAUAAACCAGCAGGAUAAACAGGCACAGGAAAUGGCUGGUAAUUCUCCAUGGAUGGAGGGUGAUGUUAAGUGCCUGCUCCUGUGAAAAAUUCUCAGUUCACCUUUUUUAAGAAGAUUUGACUUACUUCUCAUACUUUUUUUGCUGUUUUUAAGCAUAAAGGAUAAGGUUUUCUUGUAACUCUGGAUGGGGAGGUUUGGAAUUACUUCAGAAAAUUCAUUUUUACUUUGAACGCCCUUUCUCUCCUGUGUGAUUGUGCUGGCGUUUCUGUAUCAAAAGGGUUGGCCUGUUGGCAAUUACCAUGAUCCUUGUCUUCAUCCGAGCUUUGAAUCCAGUGGACUAUUGAAUAAGCAAAUAAAACCGGCUUGUUCAGGAAGAUGAAACAGAGUAUCUGACUGAAUUUCGAAUUUCAUUAGAGGGAAGACCGAGGCAGGUAAACAUCAAGAGAGGAGAUGAAUUUCCUUAUGCUCAACCCCUAACAUGACUGAAUUUGCAGGAAGAUCAGCUGAGAGCAACCCCCAGCCUUGCUGCAAGGCCCUUUACCUGCAAUGCAGUGCUGUGCAGCUGCAGCUAGGUGGUGGAGGCAAAUCCCUCUUCUCCCUCACUCUUGCACAAAGCUUUGCUGCGUUCGGGAAGAACCAGCCCCUCCGCCUGCCGUUGAUGUCCCCCUGCUUCCUGAACAGUGUGGCAUCUGAUUUUUAAUGGCUCUUUCGAAAACCAUUGGGCUGUCUUCAGGAAUAUCUUUAUCAAUGGGAGGCCGUGCUUCAUGCAGACCCGACACUCAGCAUCGGGGACCUGCUGCUCAUUCAGAGAAUGAUCUUCCAGAGCAAGAGGAAGAAAUCCUGGGAUCAGAUGAUGAUGAACAAGAGGAUCCAAAUGAUUACUGUAAAGGUGGUUAUCACCUUGUGAAAAUAGGAGAUCUUUUUAAUGGACGAUACCACGUGAUUCGGAAGCUUGGAUGGGGCCACUUCUCCACCGUGUGGCUAGCUUGGGACAUCCAAGGGAGGAGAUUUGUGGCAAUGAAGGUGGUGAAGAGUGCGGAGCACUACACGGAAACAGCCCUGGAUGAAAUCAAGUUGCUGAAAUCGGUCCGCAACAGCGAUCCAAAUGAUCCAAGUAAAGAGAGAGUUGUUCAGCUAUUAGAUGACUUCAAGAUCUCAGGAGUUAAUGGUUCUCAUAUCUGUAUGGUGUUUGAAGUUCUAGGGCAUCAUCUCCUGAAGUGGAUCAUCAAGUCAAAUUAUCAGGGGCUUCCACUCCCUUGUGUCAAAAAGAUCAUCAAACAGGUUCUUCAGGGUCUGGAUUACUUGCACACAAAAUGCCGAAUCAUUCAUACAGAUAUUAAACCUGAGAACAUUCUUCUGUGUGUUAAUGACCAGUAUAUCCGCAGGCUGGCUGCAGAGGCAACGGAGUGGCAGAGAUCUGGGGCUCCCCCACCAUCUGGCUCUGCAGUGAGCACUGCACCACAGCCAAAACCAGCUGACAAAAUGUCAAAGAAUAAGAAAAAGAAGUUGAAAAAGAAGCAGAAACGACAGGCUGAGUUGUUAGAGAAGCGAAUGCAAGAGAUAGAGGAAAUGGAGAAGGAAGCAAGCCCUGGGCAGACGCAGCCUGAAGAGGAGGAAGAAGCUCAGAGCCCUCUGGAAAUGCUCAUAAAAGUUAGUCCGCCAGAGGAAAUUGUCAUCAAAAAGACAGCUGAAGUCAUUGUGCAGGAGCAAUCUAUUCUAAUGGAAAGCAGCGUGGAAAAAUGUGUAACAGAAAUGAACUGCAAUGGAGUGAUACAAAUGACGGACUUCCCAGACUCCAGCAAUCAAGGGUCUGUGCGACUUGAGGAUGACCUUCAUAAUGCCAAUGACUGUGGCAGUCACCCUCAUACGCAGAAGAAGGAGAACUUCCAUAGUUGUAAUUACAGUCAGCGUAACGGUGACUCGGAGAACAGGCCUCAAGAAGCAAUGUCGGACUCAUUCGUGCCCUUAGUUUCAGAAGAUUCCAUGGUGUGUCAGCCCACAUCCAACGAAGAGCGAUCGUUCAGUGAGCAGGAGAUUAACCAUUUGCAAGAAAGCAUCCGGACAGAGAUACCUUCAGAGGACGAGAAUGAGAAUAACAACCCGUCGGACAACAAAGGAAAAUCAACUGCUGGGAAUUUCCUUCUUAAUCCUCUUGAGCCCAAGAAUGCAGAUAAGCUCAAAGUGAAGAUAGCUGACCUAGGAAAUGCCUGCUGGGUGCACAAGCACUUCACUGAAGACAUCCAGACAAGACAGUACCGAUCCUUGGAGGUGUUGAUAGGGUCUGGGUACAACACCCCUGCUGACAUCUGGAGCACGGCGUGCAUGGCCUUCGAGUUGGCAACAGGAGACUAUCUGUUUGAGCCUCAUUCUGGGGAAGAUUACUCACGGGAUGAAGAUCACAUUGCAUUGAUCAUAGAACUUCUGGGGAAAAUACCUCGCAAGCUCAUCUUGGCAGGAAAAUAUUCCAAGGAGUUUUUCACCAAAAAAGGUGAUUUGAAGCACAUCACCAAACUGAAGCCCUGGGGCCUUUUUGAAGUCUUGGUGGAGAAAUACGAGUGGUCCCAAGAUGAGGCAGCUGCAUUCACAGACUUCUUAUUACCCAUGUUGGAGCUGAUCCCAGAGAAACGAGCUACAGCAGCAGAGUGUCUCAGGCACCCCUGGCUUAACUCAUAGAGGCUUCAGCCCAAUGCCACAGCACUACUCUGGUUUACAGCAUAGCGUACAUGCACCCAGCUGCCCCUUCCCAGAGCCAGUUUUUUUUUCCCUUGUUCAUUUUCAGUGUGAAGUUCUUCCUUCAAGGCUUCCAAGAUUUUAGAUAAAUCUAACCUGUUCUGCUGAGUUUGCUUGUGUGACUCAAUGGGGACUCUCCUCAGCCAGUGGGCAUCAUCUGUUUUGCCUUGAUUGGGCUUUGCCAAAGACUAAUUGACUAGAAUAUGAAGUUUUUCCUGAGUUCCCUCACUGUUAUGCACCGUGUGUUACAGAAGUGAGCUCACCUGUGCUCAGGUAUGCUCCCUAAGCUAAAUUUCAACUCUCCUUUCUUCACGAGGGGGAUGUGAAGAUCCAAACGCCUCCUUAUCUCGCUGACUCAGGAGUCGAUUUCCCGAUGUCAAUGCAGUAGUUAGCAAUGGGGUGAGAAGUACCAGAUGGCACCAAAGUGGUGUUAGUUCCUCAUAGAGCAAAGACCUCCAAAUCCUCCAUCGUUUUCUAGGUGUCUACUGUAUUCUUUGCUUUCCAGUCACAUAACUUUUCUUUAGUUCUAGCUGCUUAAAUAUUUUGAAAAGAGCUAUUUAAACCUAGGUUUUAGUAUCCUUUAUUUCUUUCUCGAAAGUGCCCUGCCCCUUUUUCCUUCCCCGUGCCCAGGUAGAAUAGUUUCUGAAGUCAGUGACAUUUUCUACUCUAAUGCCUGUGCCUGUGACUAAAAGGUGACAAGUAAAAUAAGCAAAAGCUGGAACUGGCUCAACGCACAAUCUUCAGCGUGCAGAUGGGCGCGCCCUUGGCUGCAGAGAGGUAGCCUUGUUGCCUGCAACUCUUCUAACAUUUUAAUGAGCUGCGAGUUUUUUGGGUUUUAUCCCUUACUUUUUUUUUUUUUUUUUUGCCUUGCUUUGAGGUGUUUGCUGUAUCUGUGAGAAACUGGCUUUCACUGAUGGAUGCAGCCUACUUUGGCCUUUAAUUUUUGACCAUUGACUUUUUUUCCCAGGAAAAGGGUGUCAGUGUCUGUACCAUGCUAUAGCCCUUGACUUUCAAAAUCAACACUUGAAGGCCUGGUGUAAAGAUUUCUUUUAACUUGCUUCAGGUGCUGGCCUUUAGAAAUAACUUCCCAGGAUGCCUUUUAUUUUCUAGGCCAUUAGCACAAGGAGAGCUAGAAAAAGUGGAAGAGAACUGACUUUUCCAUGUAGAUACUGGAUUAGAAGCUGUUUCUAGAGUUACCCCAAGUAAAAAUGUUUGGUGGGGUUUCUGUAUAAACUUCUCGGAGGGGGUUGGAUAUCGUGAGUAAAUUUGAUUAAUUUUAAUUCAAAGUUAAAUCACUGUGGCAUUUGAUAGUUUUAUGAUGACAUCUUCUAGACUUGCCCAUCCUAUUACAAAUUCAGUGCAUUCUACUCUACUCUAAAGCAAGAUUUGGCAGCGUUGAGACUUCAGAGGCACUUCCUUACCCUGGACCAAACAGGCCUUUGGAUUCGUGGUGGCUCUCAGUGUAGGAGUUGCUGCGGGAGCGUGCUGGAGGUCGUGCAGAUGCCAGCCGAGACGAUUCCGUUGCCAAAGCUGCCGAGACCACUGUUACGUGUCACUUGUGUGUGUGUUUGGAAAUCCUGGUUCGUAAGGAUCAUUCAUUCAUAAGCCUUGGUGUCAUUUAAUCCACUUGAACAGAGUUUCUCCAGUCCAGUGCCUGAUUGGGCUUAUUAAUGCAAAUCAUGCUGCAUGUUCUUUUAGCGGUAGGUCAGGUUCUCUAUGCAUAUAAUCUAAAAUUAAAGGAAGGUAACGUACCAAAAGAGUUUUAAACUGCUGAUUUGACUUUUUUUUCCCCCCUUUCAUACGGAGUUUUCCAGUUGCAUGUCACUUCCGUAUCUGUUACAGAAGGACUGCAGACAGGACUGGGUUCCAAAAUACUGUCUACGUACUGUGAAGAUACAUUGGCAGGGCAAACAAUUUCUCUUGUCUUGAAAGCUCACCCGGUCCUGUGUACUCAAGACUGGCUGAUUAAAGAACUUUUUCCAGAAGGGGUCUGCCUGCUUCGACUCCAAGAGCUCCUUCCUGUCCUUCCCUUCCCUCUGCCACCCCUGACUGGAGGAGGAGGUUUUUUAUCGUGAUAGCCAAGGCUAGAGCCAGCUUGUGAGUUGAAGACCCGCAGAAGCAGCUGUCAGGGUUCAGUCUUGUACCGUGUGCUCGUUCACUUGGGGUUUGUUAAACUUCCAAAUUGCCGUAAAGUGCUCACACUAAAGGAUUUGUACUUGCUGUGUCAGUCUAAAACCUGAAGGAAAAUACAUUUUUAUUCUUUCUA
Molecule: messenger RNA, 7523 nt
Organism: Athene cunicularia (burrowing owl)
Lineage: Eukaryota; Metazoa; Chordata; Aves; Strigiformes; Strigidae
Gene: SRPK1
Product: SRSF protein kinase 1
Exons: 15
Coding region: 3227-5200 (657 amino acids)
Biological process (GO): protein phosphorylation; spliceosomal complex assembly; regulation of mRNA processing
Molecular function (GO): ATP binding; protein kinase activity
Source: RefSeq, a predicted model, not a curated record